Molecule: messenger RNA, 404 nt
Organism: Dentiscutata erythropus
Lineage: Eukaryota; Fungi; Glomeromycota; Glomeromycetes; Diversisporales; Gigasporaceae
Source: the annotation of a GenBank genome assembly
GUCAACAAGAUAUUCCUCGAGUGUUUAGAUCACUGAAAAAGAACGAGGAGCGGACAAGAGAAUUACUUUCAUGGAUUCAGAAAGCAAUCAUUUCCGGGGUGUUAAGGGAUCCAGGAAAACUUGGAUCUACGUACUUAAGUACAUUUCUGAAAAAAGACGAAUUUAUUCCUGAAAGUAGUAAACCACUACUUCCUAGCUCUUUACGCAAGUUAGGGGCAGUAUUUGCUUCUGUAGCGCAUGGGCCUAAAAAUGCAUCGAAGGCUAACACUUAUGCCAGUGAAGCCCUUCGACAUUCGUCUGAUAACCAUGCUUCUCCAUCCAAGAGAUAUACUAUAGUCAAUAUGCGAAAAAGAGGAGAACUUUAUAAUCAGGCAAGUCCAUUCUACAUCUUCGAUGAAAACUAA